AUGAACCACAAAAAAGAAGAGAAGAAAAAAUGGAAAGAGAUAAAACUGUUGAAGAAGCUGGAAAAAGAGAGAGCGCGAGAGCAGAUGGAGAAAGAGAGAGAAGAAACGAAACCAACGGAGGAAAAAGGGCGGCACUACACAGUCAGUGUGGCUGUUCCUGGUUCGAUUCUAAGUAAUGCCCAGUCUCCUGAACUGCGGACGUAUCUGGCCGGACAGAUAGCCCGCGCCUGCGUCAUCUUCUGUGUGGACGAAAUUGUGGUGUUUGACGAACAAGGAGAAACUUCCAAGACCAUCGAAGGCAAGUUUGAGGGCAUCAGGGGCAAAGGCCAGGCCUGCGUCCAGCUGGCCCGGAUCCUUCAGUACCUGGAGUGCCCACAGUAUCUAAGGAAGUCCUUUUUCCCCAAACACCAGGACCUGCAGUUUGCUGGGCUCUUGAACCCUUUGGAUAGUCCACACCAUGUCCGAAUGGACGAAGAGUCGGAAUAUCGGGAAGGGGUCGUUCUGGCCCGACCCACCAAGCCUGGCCGAGGCUCUUUCGUGAACUGUGGGAUGCGGAAGGAGGUUGAGAUAGAUAAACAAUUGGAAGCCGGCCUUCGUGUCACCGUGCGCCUGGGGAAAAAGCAGAACGCAGAGAGCAAAACGCAGAAGGGUGUCAUCGUAUCGUCACAAAAUCCCCGCACCGUCUCUGGCUUUUACUGGGGCUACAGCGUCCGAUUAGCUUCGUGUCUGAGCGCCGUCUUUGCCGAAUCCCCUUUUAAGGAUGGCUACGAUCUCUCCAUUGGAACCUCGGAGCGUGGAUCCUCUGUAGAUGAAGCCACUCUACCUGCCUUCAGCCAUGCUUUAAUCGUCUUCGGGGGCGUGCAGGGUCUUGAAACCGGAGUGGAUGCAGAUCCCAACCUGGACGUCAGCGAUCCCGGCACCUUGUUUGAUUUGUAUUUGAAUACCUGUCCGGGGCAAGGAAGCCGCACCAUCAGGACAGAGGAAGCCCUCCUGGUCUCGCUCUCGGCGCUGAGGCCCAAGAUCAACGCAGCGGCUAUGAAAGGACCAAGUGCGAACUGAGUGCCCGAAGAAGGAACCAAACGUCAAGGAAAGCGGCUUUGGUUACGGGUUCGGAUUCACCCUUGGGUGGGGGAACAAAUUUGGAAGCACCAGCCCAGCUGCCCUUACAUGUACCAGUUGGAGCACCCUGGGAGGGGGUGUCGAGAUGGUGCCCCCUCCCCCCCCUAUGAACCACUGGGGUUUAAGAACAAAUUUCUUAAAUUUGGCAACUUGACAAGGACUUCAACUCGCAGAAUUCUGCAGCUCCUUCAGACCCCCUUCGAAGAGAGGAGGGGGCCGCACUGCAUUUGAUUUAUGUUGGUGUGUUUUUUCAUGUUAUUUAUAACAAUAGGGGGGUGGGGGGUUUAGGGGGGGCUGCAACCGCCUCGCUCAUCAAAGCAGUGACUAAUGAAUUGAAAUACGAAAUGGAAAGAUCAGUGGGACGGAUAGUGAACUUGAUGUGAUGUUAAAAGAAGAGAGUUGUAAAUGUAAUGAUGACCGCAUAAAUGUUGCAGUCUGGAACCACGUUGCUCACGUGAAGAGCUGUGUAAAAAAUAAUAAUAAACUUUUUUAUUUUAUUUUUUAAAAAGCAGAAACUGCAGUGGAAGCAAUGAGGA
Messenger RNA from Pseudonaja textilis, 1655 nucleotides. The record is from RefSeq and is a predicted model, not a curated record. Lineage: Eukaryota; Metazoa; Chordata; Lepidosauria; Squamata; Elapidae.